UUAUAGAAUCUGUUUUGCUUCUGUAUGGGGUAAUAAAGUGUAAAAUACAGAUCAUUCACCAUAAUUUUAUAUAAAAAUCAGUUACAAAACACAUAAAAGUCACAACAUCCACUCAGCGUGCACUUAAAUAGGAACACCUGCUCAUUUAUACAGUUAUCAACUAAUCAUGUGGCAGCAGCACAAUGCAUAAAAUCAUGCAAAUACAGGUCAAGAGUUUCAGUUAAAGUUCACAUCAAGAAUCAGAAUGGGGAAGAAAUGUGAUCUCAGUGACUUUAAGCAUAGUUGUUGGAGCCAGAUGGGCUGGUUCAAGUAUUUCAGAAACUGCUGGGAAUUUCACACAAUAGUCUCUAGAAUUUUACACAAAAUGGUGUCAGAAAAAACCCAUAAAAACACUGAGUGAGAGACAGUUCUGUGGGUGGAAACAUCUUGUUGAUAGGAGAGAUCAGAGGAAAGUGACCAGAUUGGUCAGAGCUGCCAGGAAGGAUAUACUGUAGUAACUCAUAUAAUCACUCUUUAUAACCGUGGUUAGCAGAAAAGCAUCUCAGCAUGCACAACACAUCAAACCAAACCACAGAGAUCACAUUUCCCCCCAUUCUGAUGUUUGAUGUGAGCAUUGUAUGCAUUGUGCUGCUGUCACAUGAUUGGCUGAUUGGAUAACUGCAUAACUAAGCAUUGAUAUACUUAUUACUCAGUAAUUGUUUGAACAGGUAUGCAUGUAGAGAGCAGCAAUGUCUAGCCUUAUUUAAACAGCUCCUCUCCUAAUCGAAGACAUUUCACAAAACAGGAAACAGAAGAAGAUAAGAACACAGAGCAUGUGUUUUGUUUUGUAGUUAGAUAUUAUGCCCUGAACAUACAUUGCGAAUAAUUAUUACAUUUUAAUUGUUAAGUACUUAUUUAAUUCAUUAAUAUCUACAUGUUGUUCUAGACAACUAUUUGUGAUACCUUGUUUGUGAACCCUUGAGUGUUGUUUUACUCAGUCAGUGAAGUGAUGGUUGUUUGACCUGACUGUGUGUGUGUGUGUGUGUGUGUGUGUGUGUAGCUGUUAUUAGCAGGUGCAGUGCGUAUAGCAGUUAAUGGUAUAGCAGAUAAGGUUGAAUGUAGUAAGAGCUUGAUGGUGGUGCGCUGCAGUGACGGCUGGGACGGUACGGCUCAGCUCACCUCUCUGGCCAUGCUGAUGCUGGACUCGCACUACCGCACACUCAGGGGCUUCCAGGUACUGAUCGAGGUUUUGGAUCAGCUUCGGACACAAGCUGGCCUCGGUGUGGUUGUGUGUGGGCGUGUGAACGCAUGUAUAUUUAACCCCAUCUUUCUCUCUCUGUGUGUUUCUCAGCGUGUCGGCCUUGGAGAUGAGAAUCACGCCAACUCGGAACAAUCCCCUCUCUUUGUGCAGUUCAUCGACUGUGUGUGGCAGAUGAUGAGACAGUUUCCUUCUGCUUCUGAGUUCAAAGAGCUUUUUCUCAUCCCCAUCCUGGAUCGCCCCUACAGCUGCCUGUUUGGUACAUUCCUCUACAGCAGUGAGCAAGAGAGAAUGGAAAAGGUACGCUCCACAUUUCUCCACUAAUGGGGGGAGGCUUUCCAGCCUGUUUGAUUUUACUGAAUGGAAAUGAAUUUGUCUAAGUGUAUUAUGACUCUCUCUCUCGCUCUCUCUCUCUCUCUCGCUCUCUCUCCUCUUUUGUUUUUAGGAAGUACAGGGUAAAACGGUCACUGUGGUCCUACAUUAACAGUCAGCCGGAGGACUUCACUAACCCGUUCUCUGUGGACUGUAAAAACCAGGUGCUGUAUCCACUGGCCAGUCUCACACAUCUGGAGCUCUGGGUGGGUUAUUAUGUGCGCUGGAACCCACGCAUGAGACCACAGGUGCUUAUACUACAAACCACACUCUAUGAAAUUAUGGGGAAAUGCUCAAAAAUAGUGCUUCCAAUAUAUACCAAAAUACCUAGUUACUUGUAUAACUCAACAGUGUCACUUCAGACACAUGAUGAAUGUCACUUUUUAUUACUAGAUGUUUCUGGGUUUUAACACCAAGUUUGCGUUAAAAAAACUAAACCAUUUGUAUCAGCACAAAGCUAAAAAAACACAAAAGCUGGAGUAAUGGGUCGGUAAGCAUAAAAAGUGCCGUACACAGUGGAACUGGACACACGAGGAUCUCUGACACUGUUGACUCUUCAGUGGUUCCAUUGUCAGUUCUAGUUUGUAGGUACAGGUUUCAGUCUUCAACAACAUUGUAGUUUUCUUUUUAAAAUGCACUCCUUGGUUGUGCUCACUGCAUUACAAACUCAAAUCCAACAUUGUGAGAUUUAUUUUUUUAAAUGUGUUGAAAGGGAGUUUUCUUGUGAUUCCUCUAUAUUCCUGUAUAUUUCAUGAUUGACUGGUUAGAAAACUACAUGAAUGUACAGGUGUUCCUAAUAAAGUGGACGGUGAGUGAACAUGACGUGGCUGAAACGAUUUCCAAAACACUUCAGGAGCAGCUAGCGAUAAAGAUUAAGGUUACACCGGCUUGAUGAUUGAUCUUUUAAUAAUGAUACAUAAAUAAAUAGAAAGCGAAUGGAAUGAUUUAGAAAAUCGGUGUCCCAAAACGAAACUGAUGUUUGUGUGCUUUGUUGAUUCUUAUGUAGAUGCCGCUCCAUCAGAAUUUGAGAGAGUUAUUGUUUCUGCGUGAAGAACGUGGAGGAGCUCCAGAGAGAGGCCACGUCAUCCUGCUCCAUCUCCUCGUCCUCAGAGCAUACUUCUCCCUCCUCACAUAGUGG
Messenger RNA from Ictalurus furcatus (blue catfish), 2747 nucleotides. RefSeq names its product myotubularin-related protein 2-like. The transcript is spliced from 2 exons. The record is from RefSeq and is a predicted model, not a curated record. NCBI's taxonomy places the organism in Eukaryota, Metazoa, Chordata, Actinopteri, Siluriformes, Ictaluridae. Gene Ontology annotation, molecular function: phosphatidylinositol-3,5-bisphosphate 3-phosphatase activity. Bases 1112 to 1561 code for a protein of 149 amino acids.